CGGAAAUUAAUUAAUUAAACACGAAGACUCGGAAGUUUUAUUUCAUUUGACUUUGCGAAACCGAUUGUGUAUAACCAACAGCUGUUUACAAAGAACAUGCUCAUUUGCGGAGGGGAUCGCACAGGACAGAUAUGAAAGGCCCCGCUGGAGUGAAAUCGCAGACUUAUAAACUAUGAGGCCGUUGGCGCUGUUAUUGUUUCUGUACUUUGUUGCGGAGGCGAGAGUGCAAACAAGGAGUAUCACUUCCGUUGAACCGCAGGUUGAGUCCCAGGAUGAUGACGUCAUAGGUUUUUAUCAUGAUGAUGACACUUUCGACUUCGCCAUCGAAGACUAUGACGUCACUGGCGAUGAUGACGUCACUGGCGAUGAUGACGUCACAGUUGUGGAUGACGGAAAAAUGAUAUGCCACAGGGAUAUGUGUAAAAUAUGCCACCAUUACCGGAAAAUGAAAGCCUGUGUGGUUGCAAAGGCAACCAGGAGAGGGAUGGGUCUCGGGCUGGUUGUCAACCACCACAUCCUCCUGAAGGAAAGACUGAGAAAUGGUUCGAGACCGGAAGUUCAACCGCUCUGUGGGCGGCUUCAGAAUCCCACAAGACGACAUCGACGCACUCCCGGAACUCCAAAGCUUGUUCAGUGCGUUCAUGCAGGGCUUUGGCAUUUCUGGUGACCGAACAUCCGGUGGUGGCGCCAUUACUGACGACAGGACAAGCGGAAAAGAUGAAACGUUACGGUUCGGGGGAAAAUUAACGAUCAGAUGCGUUAAGAUUGACAGUGUGCUUCAUGCAGAAUGAUUUGGCCACAUUUUUGACUUCUAAUAUGGCUGUCUGACAGAAAUAAAGUGAACGCGACACAUAUUUAAUAAUAACAAAUCAAUGAAUGUUCACUUUGUAUUCAUCCCCAGUAAGUGGAAAAUUUGAAUAAUCUAAAUCCUGAAAUCUAUUUUUGAUUUAUUUAUAAAAAAGAACACGAUAGAUCUUACAACCAGCCUAAAUUAAAUUAAACAGCGUAUAAUUCAUAUUUUAUUAAUACGCAAAGUGGAACCUUUUUCACAACAAAACCAAAUCAUUAAAGUCUACAUUCACCAAAUCAUUGAAGUCUACAUUCACAUUACCUUUAGAGGACCUAUUUCUUUCAGGAUUUUCUUAGUUCGUUUUUUUCCACACAUAGACUGUUUGAACUAUAUAUAAUCGAGGUUUUAGAAAACAUUUAAAUGGAUAAAUACGUAUAAUUAUAAACAAAAUAAUUUAUAGACCGAUAAUACUAUAUUAUAGUGGAAUUUAAUCGCCAGUACAAUUAUGAACAUACGCUCUUAGAUUAUUUUUAUUAUUUAGAUUUUUAAUUUCUAUGUGCAGUAUCCACACUGCAAAACCAAUACUAUUGGGAACUCCUUAACGGAAUAUAUAUAACAACAGUGCAUUUUAGUGUUAAGCGGUAUGCUCGGGCGAUGGUUUACAACCGAAGUCCCGAGGGUAACUUCACGUCGUCGUCGAUAUUCUAACCAAGUUUCAUCAAGAUGUUGUCAUAAAUAUGGCUUCUAUAGUGAUUAUCCGUUUUUAUUAAGAUUUAACAUGCAUACAUAGUUGUAUAGACGCACGUGGCCCACAUCCAAACUCGGUCUAGAAAUUGUUAAGGUAAACAUUCUGACCAAGGUUAAUCAUUAGAAGUGUGGCCUCUAAUGUGUUCACGAGCUAAAAGUCGGCAUCACAAUACGUUCAGAGUACGACGCGCUAUGCAAGACGCACGAAGCAGGACACCAGACAUAGACUGGCCACUUUAUACUAGGUGAGCUACCAGUAUCGCAAAUUGUUCUUUGUGGUGUCAUAUAGGCUAACGUCACAAACUGUUUGUUCGCAAUACCAACGAAGCCGGACACCAGUCAUAAACUGGCCAAAAUAUUUGCUUUGUUUAACAUUUGCACAAGGCCUAUGGAAGAUGGGUAGGGUUUAACUUCCUUCUUUAGUUACAUGUAUAUAUUGUUUACAUUUACGGCCUCAUGUUAUCUGUUUGUUUAUUGUUUGACUGUUCACAAGUAACCUACAUGCUCAUGCUAGUUGUUAAUAAUACGAUUGAUGGUGACCGUCCUCUAAUUGUAUAAUAUUAUUUAAAAUAUGUAAUUUACAAUAGGAUUGUUUUGAUUGCAUAGCCCAUUCUCAUUGCGGUUAAUUAUCAUUGUUUACAAUAAAUAUGUUUGUUUUUAUGUGGAAAAGGCACUAAACCUAGAAAUGCCGACAAAUUCAAAUAAAAGUAAACGAUCAUGAAA
Dreissena polymorpha is the source of this 2260-nucleotide messenger RNA. RefSeq lists its product as uncharacterized. Bases 173 to 667 code for a protein of 164 amino acids. The transcript is spliced from 5 exons. NCBI's taxonomy places the organism in Eukaryota, Metazoa, Mollusca, Bivalvia, Myida, Dreissenidae. The record is from RefSeq and is a predicted model, not a curated record.